This is a messenger RNA of Hemicordylus capensis (graceful crag lizard), 3176 nucleotides long. RefSeq names its product solute carrier family 43 member 3 (gene SLC43A3). NCBI's taxonomy places the organism in Eukaryota, Metazoa, Chordata, Lepidosauria, Squamata, Cordylidae. The transcript has 14 exons. The record is from RefSeq and is a predicted model, not a curated record. Bases 953 to 2515 code for a protein of 520 amino acids.
GGCUAAUCCUGUGCAUGGCAGCUCUCACAAGAGUUCGCAAGCAGAAGCACUGUGGUGAAUGGGCAGUGGAGAUUCCAUAUGCAGAUAGGGAGGAGGAGCCUGUGGCACCAUGGUGAUUGGGCAGUGGGGAUUCCAUUUGCGGAUAGGGGGGAGGAGCCUGUGAUGCUUAAGGACAGUUGGAAUACAACUGUUACUGGUCAGUAUAUGUUCUUGACUGUAGAGGAGAGGAAUGAUAUAGAUGGAUGGAUAGAUGGAUAGUGGGCAGGGGUCUGUGAAGAGAUGGGUCGUGAGGGAGGAAAGAGCCCCUUCGGGAGAAGGAGGCUGCCGUUGUGUAAAUUAGAUGAGGAGAUGAACAAGGACUGUUAAUUCAGGAAGAGAGAGAGAGAGAGAGAGAAGGAAGGGGAAGAAAGAGGGGAAGAACGAGUGGAGGAGAGAGAAAAAGAGGAAAAGAAGGGAGGGGAAGAGAGAAAGGGCGAGGGAUGGGCCCGAGCCUGUCAGUGGCCUGAGGGGAACGAGUGGCCAUGGCGGCAGUGGCAGCAAGGAAGGGCCUGGUCAACCGCUGCUGCUCCUGCUCCUGUGGGGGAGGGGCAGGAGUGGGGUUCAGGUGAGGGUAGAGAGGUCUCUGGGGAUAGGGGGCUGCAACUUGGCCAAGAGGCAUCAGCAACACUGCAGCCGCAACCAAGAGGGGUGAGGGGGAUGAAGUGAAGGGAUGGAGGAGUGACCAAGAGGGGUGAGGGGGAUGGAAGCAACUGGAUGGAGGAGGAGGAGCAGGAGUGCAGCUCAGUUUUGUUCCACUGUUGAAUCUGGAUCUGGGGAGCUUGGCUACACAUCUUUCCUUGAAAGUCACUGUUUCUGAUCCUGAUUAAUCUCACAGAAGGGCUGAAGACAAGAAUUAGAUAAAGGAGCAGAAAAGGAAUUGCCUCAGGAUCAGCAGGGAGGCGUCCCAGAUGCCAUGGAGCAUCAGGGUUCAGGACUGGCCAAGCGUCUGGCCACGUUACUCUCGGGUCUGGUGGAGUGCAUGUGCUUUGCAGGUGUCAUUUUUGGAUGGACCUCCCUGGUCUACGUUCUCAAGGGCUUGCACUACUUUGAGGAUGUGUGCUCGCCAGCUGUCAAUCAAACAGCCAAUGUCACAGUCUGCAGUGCCCAGGAUGAGAAGUUCUCCCUCAUCUUCACCAUUGGCUCCUUCAUGAACAACUUUAUGACCUUCCCCACAGGCUAUGUUUUUGACCGCUUUGGUACCACAGCAGCCCGUUUGCUUGCCAUAUCUUCCUAUACCACUGGCACCCUCCUCAUCGCAUUUUCCUCAGCAGCCACUGCACUGAUGCUAUUUCCAGCACUAUCAUUGCUCUCUGUUGGUGGGAUUCUCCUUAUCCUCACCAACAUGCAGGUUGGGAACCUCUUUGGGAAACAUCGCUCAACCAUCAUUACCCUUUACAAUGGGGCCUUUGACUCUUCCUCUGCUGUGUUUCUUGUCAUCAAGCUGCUGUAUGAGCGUGGCCUCUCGCUGUGCAGCAUGUUCCUCUUCAUGUCCGCCUGCAGUGCCUGGCACUUGGUUCGCACUUUUUUCCUGAUGCCUCGCCAUCAUAUUCCAUACCCCCUUCCCUCAGGAUAUACAUAUGGACUGAGUUGUCGGAGGAGGUCCAAUUCGUAUCGUACCUAUGAAGAAAAACGUAGGCCUGAGGGCCUGGAUGAAGAUGAAACUCAAGAUGGGGAUCAUCUGCAUAUUAACUCAGCAUUCGGGGAGGAGCUUAUCACCACCAAAGUAAUUACUGGCAAAGGGACUCCUGGAACCUUGCCAAACUUCAAGGAGCCGGCUAUAGUUUCGUUCCGGAGCUGUGUCUUCUCCAAACUGUUUUUCUGGCAUUUGGUGUGGCUGUCAGUGAUGCAGCUGCGUCACUACCUCUUCAUUGGAACCCUCAACCCUACCCUGGAACAGCUGGCUGGCAGAGAUACUAACCUUGUGAGUAAGUACACCAAUGCCUUUGCCUUCACCCAGCUCUGUGGAGUCCUUUGCGCCCCCUGGAAUGGGCUUAUCCUGGACCGUCACAAGCGUGGGCAGAAAAAGGAGGCGAGUUCUCAAGGGGUGCCGGACUCUCUUGCGGACCUGCGAUCCUGUGUGCUGUCUCUGGCCAUCACAGUGCUGCAGUGCAUUGCCUUCUCCAUUUGCGCCUCCAUUCCGGUGCUGCCAGUGCAGUAUGCCACCUUUAUCCUGCAGGUUCUGAGCCGCUCUUUCCUCUACGGGGGCAAUGCCGCCUUCUUGGCUGUUGCCUUCCCCUUGGAACACUUCGGGAAGCUCUAUGGUCUCGUGAUGGGACUCUCGGCCGUGGUAUCUCUCCUACAGUACCCUUGCUUCUGGCUCAUCAAGGGCCCACUCCAGGGGGAUGCCUUUUAUGUGAAUAUUGGCCUUGUAGUCUUAAUGCUGCUGGCUUUGGUCAACCCUUUGGUGGUGUGGUAUGAAUUCAAGCGACGACAGAAGAAACAGGAUGCCACACACAAUGCAGAGUCCUCCAAUUGAGACCUUCGCUAUAUAGACUUUGGGAACCUCACCUAACAAAAGGGAACUUUAAGAAGACCUGAGAAGGGAAAGGAAGAAAAAGCUGUGAGAACAAGCUUCUCUCUGAGCCUCACACCCAGCAAAACCUGGCCACGAUCUAACACGGUUAGGCAUGCUUAUGCCCAAUGAAAGAAAUGAGCUUAAGCAUGCUUAACUCCUUGUUGAUUUAUGGCCUCAGUUUUCCAAAGCCAGAUUCUCUCUUCCUUCCUCUUUAUAUAGUAUUUUUUUCUAGAAAUAAAAUCCAUUUUAUAUUUUCCCUAGUAUGAGGAUUUAGAGUAUAUUUUACUUACCUGUUGUUUUGUUAUUUUACAGAGAGAUAUUUUUGUGUGUGGAUCAUUUAAAAAUACCAGAACUAGUUACAUUUUUCUGACACAUAAAAAAUUCCAGUUGAAAAAUGUUAACUUUUUGAAAUAAAGGUCUUAAUAUUUUCAUCUCCCUAUUAAGUUGUUGAAUUAGCUGAAAAACUAUCUACCCUAAUUGUUUUGGAUUUUAAAAAAUAUGUUUUAUUGUUAGUUUUUAAGAACUAAAAGUUCAUACCAGAACUUGAAGGAAAAUGUUCAGAAUCAUGACAGAAUUAAACCACUAAAAUAUUAAUAAAACCUGUUUUUCUUUUUAAAAGGUA